UUUACGCUUGCGGCUGGCAUGUUCAAGAAAUAAAUUAGUUAGUGACACCAUACCAAAUCGCGAACACCCUACUUUUGCCAAUCAAAAAUGUAUAUAUCACUAACUAGUUUGAUUGUCUAACUGACAUAUAGGGCCAAGUUUGAAGGGCUAUUUUGUUUUAGCUUAAAUUAUUUGAUUUAAUUAGUGCGAAUAAAGUAUUUCGUCUGAUUCAAACUUUGUCCCUCGUAAUACGAGGUACUCCAGGUAUGCUUUGAGCUUUUUGGGUGAAGGCAUGAAAUGAAAGCCUUACGAAGAUGCAAGAUUUUCAGUCCAUAUUUUUAUGCUCACAGGAGAAAUUUAUCCUCAGUCGCGGACGUUACACUUCAGAAAGCAGCUGAGGAAGAAGAAUUCGACAACGUUUGGAAAUGCAAAGAUACAAAUAUUCUACCGUUUUUGCACCGUGCAGUACAAGAAUGCGCCAAGGACAGGGCUGCAAUGAAUGGAAAAUCUGUGCAUUCCCAGAUCAUAAAGUUUGGAUAUGAAGCAGAUACAUUGACAACAAACAUGCUCAUAAAUAUGUAUUCAAAAUGCGGCUCUGUUGAUUUUGCUCGUAAAGUGUUCGACGAAAUGCCUCAUAGAACUCUUGUUUCUUGGAACACCCUGAUGGGUUCGUAUAUCCAGAAAAAAGAUGGAGAAGAAGUUCUCCAUCUUUUCGUUCAAAUGCAAAGGGAAGGGACGCAGUUUAGUGGGUUCACAGUUUCAGGUGUUCUUUGUGCUUGUGCUGCCAAAUUUGCUGUUUUGGAAAGCAAACAAUUGCAUGCUUUUGCACUGAAGGUAUCACUGGAAUCAAAUGUUUAUGUUUCUACUGCUUUGCUUGAUGUUUAUGCUAAAUGCGGGUUGAUGAACGAUGCUUUUCGGGUUUUUGAUUCCAUGCCUGAGAGGAAUGAUGUUACUUGGAGUUCAAUGGUUGCUGGGUAUGUCCAAAAUGAGCUAUAUGAGGAGGCUAUAAUGUUUUUUCACAGGCUACAAAAGUCGGGGGUCGAGCAUAACCAAUUUACGCUUUCUUCUAUUAUAUCUGCUUGUGCUGCAUUGGCUGCUUUGUUAGAAGGGAACCAGGUGCAUGCUAUAGUCCGGAAAACUGGUUUUGGUGCCAAUGUUUACGUGGCUUCCUCUCUUGUAGACUUAUAUGCAAGAUGUGGAUGUAUUGACGAAGCCUAUAUUGUGUUCUCAAAUGCUGAGGUGAAGAAUGCUGUAAUAUGGAAUUCAAUGAUUUCUGGCUUUGCUAGAAAUGCGCGGCCUUUAGAGGCUAUGACAUUGUUUGAGAAAAUGCAGUUAGCAGGAUUUUACCCGACUGAAGUGACUUAUGUGUCGGUUCUAUCUGCUUGUGGCCACAUGGGUUUGGUUGACAAGGGGCGGAUAUAUUUUGACAAGAUGAAGAAAGAGCAUAACUUAUCUCCCAAUGUAUAUCAUUAUUCAUGUAUGGUUGACAUUCUUGGUAGAAAAGGCCUGGUUGAAGAAGCUAAGGAUUUAAUAGAAAAUAUGCCCUUUGCUGCAACUCCUUCGAUGUGGGGUUCUGUCUUGGCUUCUUGCAGGGUCCAUGGAAAUGUUGAGGUGGCUGAAAUUGCUGCUAAACAUCUGUUUGAGCUCGAGCCCAAUAAUGCUGGGAACCAUGUCUUGCUUUCAAACAUAUAUGCUUCCAAGAGAAGGUGGGGCGAUGUUGCAUCAACAAGAAAGCUUCUUAAAGACAGUGAAGCAAAGAAAGAAAGAGGCAAGAGUUGGAUACAGAUAAAAGACAAGGUUCACACAUUCAUGGUCGGGGAGAGAAAUCAUCCAAGCAUUGCAGAGGUUUAUUCAAGAUUGGAUGAGUUGUUGGUAGAUAUGGAGAAGUUAGGUUACAAAGGUAAAGCUGAACAUGACCUGCACGAUGUGGAUGAGAGCAGAAAACAUGAGCUUCUGAGGCAUCAUAGUGAGAAACUUGCUUUUACAUUUGGGUUGAUGUGUUUGCCCUCAAAUGCUCCUAUAAGAAUUAUGAAGAACCUCAGGAUCUGUGGGGACUGUCAUUCUUUUAUGAAGUUUGCUUCAAAAAUAACAGGGAGGGAAAUAGUUGUCAGAGACGUUAAUCGUUUUCAUCAUUUUACUAAUGGAUCAUGUUCAUGUGGAGAAUUUUGGUAAAGGAUGUAACUGGUUAGGAUCUAAGAUGCCUUCUCUAAAGCAAGUGUUUGGUUCACAAUGGUGGAAAAAGUAGUUAAAAAUCUUGGUUCUUUUAGACCUCAACAUGUAUAAGAAAUAUAUUAGGGAGAAGCGUAUAGGAGUAUCUGCUAUCUCAACAUAACGACUUUACAACAAGAAGCUGGUUAAAAUCCUUUUCUCGUCUGAGCACUUGAUGUGUUCACAAGCUAUGUAAGCUAGCUGGACUCUGGGCAAUGCCUCCCCCAAGAUGAUGAUAAGCAAAGGGCCAUCAGCUACAUCUUAUAACACCACCGGGUCAGAUUCUUAUGGCAGCCAUGGUUUAGAAGGCACUUGCAUACCGUCAGUCCUCUUGCCAACAAUGAUGUGUGAGUCACUGUCACCAAACGGAAGUUAUCCAGGUAGAUGAUCAUGAGCACCUAAUCAUCUAGAAUCUUAUGGUCCUUGUGAAAGGAACAUUGCACACUCUCGUGGCUGCAACUGCUGUUUUCUGAUUAUGUUCAGGUGAAAACUUUAUAGAUUGAGAACAUGAAUCAUAGCAAUUCUACCUCUCAAUCUAGUGGUCUCCUCACCUGCAGGAGGGAUCAUAGUUAGUAUUGAUGCUUUCAAUCGAACAAGAACUAAUAGCUUGACAGGACUGAGUAUGGUGGUGGCAUGGUUGAUGAACAUGAAGAAAUGUACUCCAAUUGGCUUCAACAAUUCCAAGAAUGACUUUGUAUCUCUGGCAGAAAGAAUAGCUGGCGAAGCUGUACAGCUCAUUUACCUCCUUACUUUUGGACAUUUCAUUUGCAUGGGGGUUACAUUUAUCAUCAAAUCAUUAGCAAGGGGCAAGUGCGAGGAGAGGAUAUGACAGGAUCGUACUUCUUCUAGCUGAUAUAUUAGCAUUAAGAAGCUGUACCACUACAUAGCUCCUCAGUGUGAGGAGACUAUAUUAAGAUAAGCCCCUUUUCUGAUGAGUAAUGUGGAGUGGAGGGACUUCCUUGCAGGACCAAGUUCAAGGCAUGAACAUAACCCAAGAAAAAGAUAAUUGUUCAGUAACUUUUAGCAUAACUUAUGGGAAGAUUUUAUUCUACAUGCUGUUCAUGCACUAACUUUUUGUUAACUUAACUUUAGGGGUAAAAUCAAACAAUCACAAAUUUUACUUUUGUAUGUUAUCGUUUAAAGGGGAGCCUUGGCGUAACUGGUAAAGUUGUUGUCAUGUGACCAGAAGGUCAUGGAAUCGAGCCGUAGAAACAGUCUCUUGGAGUAAUGCGGGUAAGGUUGUGACAAUAGACCCUUAUGGUUCGGCCCUUCCCGAACCCCGUGUAUACCGGGAGCUUAGUGCACCGGGCUGCCCCUUUUAUGUUAUCGUUUAACAUUUUGUGUUUUUCUU
Messenger RNA from Nicotiana attenuata, 3538 nucleotides. RefSeq names its product pentatricopeptide repeat-containing protein At5g04780. The transcript has 2 exons. Lineage: Eukaryota; Viridiplantae; Streptophyta; Magnoliopsida; Solanales; Solanaceae. The record is from RefSeq and is a predicted model, not a curated record. Gene Ontology annotation, molecular function: protein binding; RNA binding; zinc ion binding. Bases 277 to 2151 code for a protein of 624 amino acids. Gene Ontology annotation, biological process: RNA modification.